CUCUCCUUCACUCGCAGCCACCUACGCACCUCCAGAGCCCCGGCCUGGCGGCACACCCUGCCCGGGACCCCUCCCCGGCACGGCACAGCGCCCGCCAUGGCCCCGCUGGGCGAGGACACGCCGCUGAUCGGGGGCCGCUCCUGCAGCCUCUCCUCGGCCGAGCCCGGCAAGACCGGCACCCUGCGGGUGCUGCUGUACCCCCGGGCACCCGCCCCACGCAGCCCCCCCGGCGCCCUCACCUUCAGCUGCGGAGAGUUCACGGCCGAGGAGCUCUGUGUGCGCGCGGCCAAGGCCUGCGGCGUGCUGCCCGUGUGCCACCCGCUCUUCGCCCUGGCCACGGAGGAUCUGAGCUGCUGGUUCCCCCCCACCCACCUCUUCACCGUGGACGAGUCCAGCAGCCAGGUCGUGGUGUACAGGAUCAGGUUCUUCUUCCCCAACUGGUGUGGACUGGGACAGUCCCACCGAUUCCAGCUGUUGAAUGACCGGGCCAGCCCCAUCCUGGACUACCCUGUCAUCGAUUACCUGUUCGCCCAGUCCCGCAGUGACUUCGUCGAGGGCCGCGUGGCCGUGGGGCUGAGCCUGCCCACGCAGGAGGAGUGCCUGGGGCUGGCCCUGCUGGACAUGCUGCGCAUCGCCAAGGAGGAGAGGCAGAGCCCCGACCAGGUCUGCAGCCACGUCAGCUACAAGUCCUGCAUCCCGGAGCCGCUGCGGAGCCAGAUCCAGCAGCACAACUUCCUCACCCGCAAGCGCAUCCGGCGCCGCUUCAGCAAAUCCCUGCGGAAGCUCGGGGGCUGCCAGACCGACGGGCCCCACCUGAAGCUCAAGUACCUGCUGGACCUGGAGCGGCUGCAGCGCCGCCGGGCCGAGGAGAGUUUCCGUGUCCGCUCCCCCGGGUCCCCCGCGGGCAUCACCAUCCACGUGGCCGGGGAGAGCGGCGUGUCCUGGAGCUGCGGCGGCUCCGAGAACCGGCAGCACUUCUGCGACUUCCCCGACAUCGCCGACAUCAGCAUCAAGCAGGCGGGCGGGGAGGGCGGCCCCGCGGAGACCCGGCUCGUCACCCUCACCAAGGCGGACAACCGCGUGCUGGAGGUGGAGUUCCCCACGCUGCGGGAGGCUCGUUCCUUCGUGGCUCUCAUCGACGGCUACUACCGGCUGACGGCGGACGCCCAGCACUACUUCUGCAAGGAGGUGGCCCCCCCCCGGCUCCUGGAGGACUUGGAGAACCAGUGCCACGGGCCCAUCAGCGCCGAGUUCGCCGUGACCAAGCUGAAGGCGGCCGGGAGCCCCCCGGGGCUGUACCUGCUGCGCCGCAGCCCCCAGGACUUCGACAGUUACCUGCUGACCGUCUGUGUCCAGACCCGCUCCGGGCAGGACUACAGGCGGUGCCAGAUCCGCAGGGACGAGGAGGGACACUUCUGGCUGUCGGGGGUGUCGCGGAGGUUCUGCAGCCUGAGGGAGCUGCUGGACACCUACGGGCACCGGGGGCUGCAGGCAGAGGGGGCCCGCAUGCACCUGGGGGCCUGCUGCCCACCCCGCCCCAAAGAGAAGUCCAACCUGCUGAUUGUUCGGAGCGGGGCCCCCCCGCCCCCCGGCUCCCCCCCAGCCCCCCGGCGCCGCAGCCUCCACCAGAUGAUGUUCCACAAGAUCGACCCCCAGAGCCUGACACGGGGCGAGAGCCUCGGCCAGGGCUCCUUCACCCAGAUCUACAAGGGCGUCAAGCGGGACCAGGAGGAGCAGGAGGAGGGGGACGGGCCCCGCCAGACCACCGUGGUGCUCAAGGUCAUGGACAGCAGCCACCGCAACUGCUCCGAGUCCUUCCUGGAGGCAGCCAGCACCAUGAGCCAGCUCUCCCACAAGCACCUGGUCCUGCUGCACGGCGUCAGCCUCGGGAAGGACAGUGUGAUGGUGCAGGAGCUCGUCCGGCACGGCCCCCUGGACCUCUACCUGCGCAAGAAGCGGGGCGAGGGCUCGGUGACCACCAGCUGGAAGCUGACGGUGGCCAAGCAGUUGGCCUAUGCCCUCAACUACCUGGAGGACAAGAAGAUCACCCACGGGAACGUCUCUGCCAAGAAGGUGCUGCUGGCACGGGAGGGGGACGCGGCCACAGGGACCCCCCCCUUCAUCAAGCUCAACGACCCCGGGGUCAGCGUCACCGUCCUGGCCCCAGACAUGCUGGUGCAGAGGAUCCCCUGGGUGGCCCCCGAGUGUGUCCGGGAUCCCAAGAGCCUGGCACUGCCCGCUGACAAGUGGAGCUUCGGGGCAACCCUCUGGGAGAUCUUCAGUGGUGGGAACAUGCCCCUGAGCCUGCUGGAGCCCCAGAAGAAGCUGGAUUUCUACCAGAGCCGGCUGCAGCUCCCGGCUCCCAAGUGGCCGGAGCUGGCCACGCUCAUGGCCCAGUGCAUGGAAUACGAGCCCCAGCGCCGGCCCUGCUUCCGCGCCCUCAUCCGCGACCUCAACAGCCUCAUCACCUCCGACUACGAGCUGCUGUCGGACCUGUCCCCCGCGGACGUGGCGCUCCGGGACAGCCUGUGGGGACACGAGCCCCUGGCCGUGAGCCGGGACCCUGAGCACUUCCAGGAGCGGCACCUCAAGUACAUCUCACUGCUGGGAAAGGGUAAUUUUGGGAGCGUGGAGCUGUGCCGCUACGACCCCCUGGGGGACAGCACGGGCGAGCUGGUGGCGGUGAAGAAGCUGCAGCAGGACUCGGCCAAGGAGCUGCGGGAUUUCGAGCGGGAGAUCCAGAUCCUGCACUCGCUGCAGCACGACUUCAUCGUCCGCUACCGCGGCGUCUGCUACAGCCGGGGAUGGCGGGGGCUGCGGCUGGUGAUGGAAUUCCUGCCCAACGGCUGCCUGCGGGAUUACCUGCAGAAGAACCAGCCCCACCUGGACCACAGGGCGCUGCUCCUCUACGCCUGGCAGAUCUGCAAGGGCAUGGAAUACCUGGGGGCGCAGCGCUGCGUGCACCGGGACCUGGCCAGCAGGAACAUCCUGGUGGAGAGCGAGAGCCACGUCAAGAUCGGGGAUUUCGGGCUGGCCAAGCUGCUCCCGCAGGACAAGGACUAUUACGUGGUGCGGGAGCCCGGCCAGAGCCCCGUCUUCUGGUACGCUCCCGAAUCCCUGGCGGAAAACGUCUUCUCCUGCGCGUCCGACGCCUGGAGCUUCGGGGUCCUGCUCUACGAGCUCUUCACCUACGGCGACAAGAGCAGGAGCCCCUCAGAGGAGUUCCUCCGGAUGAUGGGCACCGGGAAGCCGGCGCAGAUCAUCUGCCACUUGCUGGAGCUCCUCAAGGACAACCGGCGCCUCCCGGUGCCGCCCGGCUGCCCCGCGGAGGUCUACUCGCUGAUGAUGAGCUGCUGGGCCUUCGCCCCCGCUGCCAGGCCCGCUUUUGGGGAGCUGUCCCCCAGGAUCGAGGCGCUGCGGGACGGUCGGAGCAAAGCCCGUGGGUAGAACCCCCUCCCCCAAAACUCCCCCCCGGCUGGGACCCCCGGACACCCACCUCCCUCCUCAGCACCGUGUGGCCACAACGACGCUUCAGGGAGCUCUGAGGGGCACAGCGUGGGGGGGACGAGACCCCCAUGCCCCUCUCCCAUGGCACACAGAUCCCCCCCUCGAACUGCCCCUUGGCUUCCCCCCUCCCCUUCUGCCUGUUCCUGCCUCCACCAUGGCAAAUUCAGCCUUAUUUUAUUAAAGUUUGGUAAAUUUUGCAGCUGGGGUGAGGUGAGGGCGUGCCUGGGGAGGGGGGACACGUGGGGAAGGGGGGUGUGGGCGUCUGGUUGCUGUGGAGCUGCUGGGAGAGAGCGGGUGCCUGUGGCACAUCCCGGUGAGGGGGCCCCAGCUUGGCACUGUGGGGUCAAUGCCCACCCCAGUGGGCUCAGGGGAUUCCUUUGCUCCCACCCUGAGCCCAUGAUCCCCCCCAAAACCAGCCCCCUCGUCCCUGCACCCCCUCAGAAAGGCUCCAGACCCCAAAUCCUCAUUAGCAACACGCACUCGUUUCUUCUCCCUCUGCCGCCUUUGGCCACGGGAGGGCAGAUUUGGGGUGAAACCAGACAGGAACAGGCCCGGAGCAGCACGGAACUGAGUCCCAGAGCUGGGAUUCAGCAUUCCAGACAUCACUGCCCUCCUGGAAGGACCACCCCUGGGGUCCCCCUUCCCAGUAUGGAGCAGCAGCUACAGGGGUUGGGAGGGAACCACAGCCCAGGGGCUCCUGGGGUGGUUCCUGCCAGCUCUGGAUCCUCCUCAGUGGCCCUAAAAGAUGCUCAGACCCCCUAGAAGAUGCUCCCCCAGCCAGGGGUGGAACAGCACCUGCCCCAGCCCCAGGCUGCAGGAGGUGUCCCUGAGAUCCCACCGCAGCCCAUCCCUGUGCUCCCACCGCUGGCUGAGCUUCCCAGCAUUCCAGGGGCUCGGGAACACCCCCAUGAGGCUCCCUCAGAAUUCCUGCCCCAGGUCCUGGGGACAAACUCCUGCCUCUCAGAGUUCACCAGGGGUGAUUUAGUGGCCAAGAGGAGGAAAAGUCAGGGAUCACUGGGGCCCCCCCGGCACUUGCCAGGGCCCGGAGCAGCACCGGGAAGGACCGGCAGCUCGGAGGAACUGGGAAUGUCGUGCACCAAGGGGGUGGGCACAGCCCCAGACCCCCCCAGAGAGACCCCCUGGACCACCAGAGCUCCCCCAGAGCCAGCUCAGUGCCACCCUCACACUGAGCCUCUCCCGGAGCAGCGAUCCCAGUGGCACCAGUAUCCUGUGGGAAUCCUCCCCCCGCCCGCUGCCACCCACCCACCCACGGGCACAAAAGGAGGUUAUUAGAAAAUAAAGGUUAUUAGAAAAUAAAGUGUUUAAUAAAAGAGCA
This is a messenger RNA of Pseudopipra pipra, 4843 nucleotides long. It is a transcript of the gene JAK3, whose product is annotated as Janus kinase 3. Gene Ontology annotation, cellular component: membrane; cytoskeleton; cytosol. Gene Ontology annotation, molecular function: growth hormone receptor binding; ATP binding; non-membrane spanning protein tyrosine kinase activity. The record is from RefSeq and is a predicted model, not a curated record. Gene Ontology annotation, biological process: protein phosphorylation; cell differentiation; growth hormone receptor signaling pathway via JAK-STAT. NCBI's taxonomy places the organism in Eukaryota, Metazoa, Chordata, Aves, Passeriformes, Pipridae.